CGCCGUGCUGCAGAACAAGUGAAGUGUCUCGUUAAACGUGCGCGCGACCCUUCAACCGUUGCAGCUGCACGGCACGCCGCAGCUCGGCUUGAGGCGAAAGGUAGGAAGGAAGGAGGAGACCGGGGAGGGGAGGGAAAUGGCGAACUGCCACCGGCGACGACGGUGCGCCUGUUGAGGCGCUCCACGCGGACACACGCUCGCGUUCGGCUAGCCGUCAUGGACGACUCGGAGCCCGCAGAGGACGGCCUGCUCGCGGGUUUGCGCUGGAACCGGAGCGCGCGGGACCAAGCUCAGCUCAAGCACAAAAUCCGUGACCUCCCGGGACUACUAAAACACGGACUGCACCUGCGGAAGAAAAGCCAAUCACCUGACACAAUCCCCGGACCAAGUGCUGGGCCGACGGUAAAUAAGUCAUGCUCCCAGAGUUUUCCCUGCGCUGGCCGUGCUGUGAGAAAUGGUUUCCUUUCCCAUGGACCAUACCCAGCUAAAGACAAGAUACAUUUGGCCAGAAUCAUACGAGUGUGUAUAUGCGGUUACCCGCGGCAACAGAUACGGCGCUAUAAAGGUAUUAGCACACGGAUGACGGUUACAUCAGAGUUCUUGGUUCAGCUCCUCACAGGGAUACACUACGCAUUGUGUAACGGAGAAGCGGAACUCGGAUCCAAAGCUUUGGAUGACGUCCUGUAUCGGGCCCAGCUCGAGUUGUUCCCGGAAGCGCUCUUGGUGGGCAACGCCAUCAAGUCGACGCAGCAGGGCGCGGCUCUGAAAAGCAACACCAAGGAGGGUGCACGUAGCAUCCAGGUGGAGAUCACACCCACCGCUUCCAGGAUCUCUCGGAAUGCUGUCACGUCGCUCUCUAUCAGGGGCCACCGCUGGAAACGACACGACGCAGUGGAUCUGGGUUCCCCGGAUGAGCUGAUGGAUAUUUCGGAGGCGGACGAAGGCGGGAUGGCGCCUGACACAAACCCACCCACCAUCAUCAUCAGCAACAGCGUGACCGCGUUAAAUCUAGGGGCAAAGGCCAUAAAGAAGUACCGUCUGGGCGGGCGCAGCGGCAAGGACAAAGAAUCCAGCCCGCUCCCCAUCGGUCGAGCGGCUAGCGAGAGCGUGGAGACGUCCGUCAAACGUCUCACGCUCACUUCGAGCCAGUCUGUGCCCAAAGCAGGAGCUCUCACCAGCUUGACACGCACGGCCAGCGCCGUGUUCUCUCGCUCUUUUGAGCAGGUAGCCGCCGGUACCACCCCGGCCCCUGGCAACCACACUGCCCCAGAAUCUGGCACUUAUUCAUGCAGCCUGCAGGAGGAAGGGACGGCCUAUUUAAACCACACGCAACGUUCGCCAAGUAUCAGCGCGCACCUUGGCUCGGACCUUUGAAAUGGUUUUAUGAUGAACCUUUGGAUUUGAUCCUGUGAUUCUGCACCAGUAACCUGGAGCUGUAAGCCAUGCCAACCACUAGGGACCACGAACAUUUUUUUUUCUUUUCCUUCGCUCCCAUGCUCCACUGUGGUGUUGUUCUUUCUGUGCCGGGGAGUUGAAGUCACUUUGCCGAUUUCUUUGACUCAUUCAUUGUAAACCACUGCCAUGUCAGGAAGAAAUUUACAAGCCUCUGACAAUAUAUACAUUUAAAGCGCAUCACUAACCACUGUGUGUCAAAGUAUUUGGAAAUGAGUUGGCAUGUGUUGCCUUUGCAUGCCUUUUCCAUACAUUCACCUUUACCUUGACCCCCCCCCCCCCCCCCCCAUGGAAGGAGAUGUGUGUGGGUGAGUGUUUUUCUUUUGUGUGUGUGUAUAAAAGCUGUUGAUUGAAUGAAAGUUUAAACCUCCGGAUUCAAAAAGAACAAUUUUCUUUGCUCCUUCCUCAUAGCAAUACAAACCGUACCUUCAGUGUUUAGACGAAUAUAUUUAAACCUAAACGACUUUGGUCUAAUAACAGAUAUUUUUAUGAAAGAAAAAAAAAUCCACAUUCUUCCCUAACAAGUAUGGAAAUCGCAAGUGUUCCAUUCUCAAUAUUUACAGUCAGUAUUGUUCUGAUGAGCAAGAUGAAACUCAACAUAAUUAGUCCAAUGAUGUUUUUGACUCUGGUGAGAGGGCUAUGAAGUAUCAGGGUUUGCACUUGAGAGGCUAAUUACAUAUUUAUAAAGGAGUAACUCUCACAGGUACCAAUCCCAAAAGAAGGUGUGUUACAUAUGUCUGUAAGAAAACCUGUGGAUUAUUUUAAUACCUCAUUUAGCCACCAUGCCAGGUAUUUGUAGUAUUUCUGACGUCUCUUUCCUUUUCUUCCAAGUCAACCCACCUCCAUCAAAUCAUCAUGCUAACACAAAGGUCACCUCCAUCCCCAGUGUAAACUGUCGUCUGUGUGCUAUUAACGGUUUGGUGUACAUAAUUUGAAAGGACAAUCGAUGUGUUUCAGUAUGUCAGUUUACAAAUUGUGACUGCUUCUGCUUUUGCUGUACAUCAUAUUGUUGUUCUUAAGAUGUUUUUACUGGCCUUUUUAUAUGUCCGAGGAUGUGCAGCUCAUUGCUUCUGGAAAUAAAGUGUUUCUUUUGA
Messenger RNA from Syngnathus typhle (broad-nosed pipefish), 2546 nucleotides. RefSeq names its product hyccin-like. Gene Ontology annotation, biological process: protein localization to plasma membrane; phosphatidylinositol phosphate biosynthetic process. The record is from RefSeq and is a predicted model, not a curated record. The coding region runs from base 217 to 1374 and encodes 385 amino acids. Lineage: Eukaryota; Metazoa; Chordata; Actinopteri; Syngnathiformes; Syngnathidae. Gene Ontology annotation, cellular component: plasma membrane. The transcript is spliced from 7 exons.